AUGGCUCCCAUCACCAAGGACGAUCACAUCGUCUUGCUCUUCUCUUGCAUCAAGAACAGCAAAGGCGCAGGCCAGAUCGACUGGAACGGCGUCGCUACAGACACUGGACUCACCACCAACGCUGCUUCCAAGCGCUACAACAAACUCGCCGAUGACUAUGGGGUCCGUGGAGUACUGCGCAGUGGCUCUGGCCGCGUUCCUGCUGCUCGUGCCAAGAAUCGCGCUGGAAAUGAAGAAGGAGAGCAAGGCGACGCGCAAGAAGAUCAGACGAGAGCAAAAGGAAAGGGCCGCCAAACGCGCAGACAAGGAGGAAGCUCGAAGAAGCGCAAGAUGAAGCACGACUCUGAAGACGAAGAUGAGGCCGAUGGCGAUGCUGAGCAGGCUGUUGACUACGACGCCUUGGAUGCUGCUGACGACGAAAAUCAUCUUGUCAAGAACGAGCUCGAGGCCGACGAUGACGAUGAGGAGGCGAGUGUUCGCAAUGGAGCUGAUGCGGCUGUGAUGACUGACUGUAAGAAUAGGCUGUUGCUUGAACGCAUACCAACACACCACCCUCUCACCUGA
Aureobasidium namibiae CBS 147.97 is the source of this 564-nucleotide messenger RNA. RefSeq lists its product as uncharacterized. NCBI's taxonomy places the organism in Eukaryota, Fungi, Ascomycota, Dothideomycetes, Dothideales, Saccotheciaceae. The coding region runs from base 1 to 564 and encodes 187 amino acids. The record is from RefSeq and is a predicted model, not a curated record. The transcript is spliced from 2 exons.